AAACAUGGCCGCACCUGAAGAUGUCCUUUAUCUUGAAGCAAGAGCUGUAUACGGUAGAGAGUUUGAUACGUGGGUUGCUAGUCUCAUACAGAUUCUACAGUCCAAGGAUCGCGGAAUCAACUGCCUCUCGUUCUUAAGGCAACUUCUUGUACUUGCUUCAGUCACCAAAUACAACAGAAACUUGUCGUCACAUGUUUAUCGUAGCCUGAAGGCGAUAUCGUUAGAGCCUGACCAAGGACAGGCUAAGAUACGAAUUCUAGCGGCCGCAAUCUUGAGGGAACUCUCGCCCCUCCAAAAGACGCUAUUACGGGAUUUUGUUGCACCAACUGAUCCACAGAACAUACCGUACAUAAUACCAGUACUCCUGGCUCAGUCUAAUGUAAGGGAGCAGUCUACAUUCCUCAUUCUUCACAUUUGCAGAUGGCUGUCUUUACCUGGUAUUGAAGAGGACUUGUGUCUCUCUGCUCUCUCUGCCCUUCACACUAUCAUCUCUCACUCAACAGUCUUUGAUAAAUUUAGUGAAGAUCAAGUCGAAUUGGUUCACUCUAAACUGUGCCAGUGGUUGAAACAAGCUAGCAGGAACUCUCUCUCCCUUACCUCCUCUUUAUUUAGCAGUGGAGGGAAGAAACAAGUCGUUCCAGUGAAGGAAAUUGAUGGAUCUACUGCUCAAGAUAUAUUCACAAUCCUCAGCAUUGGUGAUUUUUAUUCAUGCGAUCAGUUGCUAAACAUCAAAGCAUUCUCGAUGCUUCGUCGUUGGAUACUCGUCUCUCGUAAGUCAACACUAGCUGGACACUCUCCUUCUCCUGGGGCCACACCUACUCCUGAAAGCUUCUAUCAAGAUCGUGAUCGUAGUUCUCCUCCCUUUAGUAGUCUAACAGUUUCGAUGGUUGGAAGAACUGCUACUCCUCCAUCUCACACCUCCACGCCCUCUCUCACCCAGUCCCUCUCCUUACGUACAGCGACUGAUGCUCCUGAUAUCACUAGUGUAGCACUCCAGUACUGCAUGAGAGUGAUCAACCAGUGCGAGAGGAAGCCACUGAAGAAUACUGAUGACGAACUGAUAAAAGCAUGUUUAUACGAGUCGGUUGAAUUGUUGGAUUUAUUGUGUUCCUUAAAAAGGCGAGUAAUCCACGAGGUACUGGCAACAGUUAAAACCUUAUUUACUCGUAUAUCACAAGAUGAGACCUACACUAGAGUACUGCUGGCUCUCGUCAAAUUCUUUAUUAAUCAUGGUGAAUCUGAAUAUAGCUACGAACCAUCAGUUCAGACAUUUUUUGGUGACGUACUUAGCAAUAAAUUCAAUGAUCCUGGGAUAGCCUAUGAUACUGUUGAUUUCUGUAUUUCUAAUUUGGAGAAGCUGUGCAGCUCUACAUCAAUCCUUACCAAAUAUUUCCCCAAUCUACUUAAGAUUCUUGCCUGGUCACCGUCAACAUACAUUUCAGAGUUUGUUGAGCUCUUGCCAGCUUUUAUCAGUGAGACAACUGCAUCUGAGGUUCUACACAGUUUGUUGGAUCUACCUUGCCUCUCUGCUGUCUUAACUGCCAAUUACCUUCUAACUAAUGUUCCAUUGGCUGUUGAGCAAGGUCUGCUCCCUCAAUACACAAAGUGUUUGCUAGCAUUGCAGGAUCAGACUCAUAAGCUAAUGUUUGGACAUUUUCUAAGAGUUGAGAGUGGCAGAGGAGACACCAUUGACAGGUUGAGUUAUAUGCAUGAGAUAUUGGAAGAUUUCAAUGGUCACUUGAGAGUAGUCAGUGCUGGUGAUGUAGUCCCUUUAUUGCUAAAGAUGUUCUUUAAAGUGGUAAUACAUUUUGGUUCAAAGACUCUUCUCUCUGAACUAUUCAAUGUUCUACUUGAGAGAAGUCUCUGCCUUUUCGACAUUCCUUCGUACAAUGAUGAAGUCAGAAAAGUUGUUGCCGAGAAAAUGGUCGACAUAUUCAAAACCCAUCCUUCAUUGUUGGUAGAGAAGUCUCACGACAUUAAUGAAGUCCUAAUGAACCUCAGGACACUAAAGGCAGGCGGAGGAGAAGUCUAUCUUCACUUGGUAUGGAUAGUGGGAGAGUUUGCACACACUGGGUAUGACUCAAGAUGUUCAGCAGCUCUUCUCUCUAAAUUCUUUGAAACGUUAGAGAUGGUUGGUUAUGAGAUAUCGCAGCACAUUGGUCAGUUCAGUGGUUACACUGUCCGUUUGAUGAUGGUACUAAUGAGCACGUUAGCUAAGCUAGCCUCACGUUGUCAGGAUCUAAUACCACGCGCUCUGCUAUCACUCAACAAGAUUGUUAAUCAGAGCAUACAAAAUAUUUCAGCUGUUUCUCAUCGAAAGCUCAUAUUCACGAGAAUGAGUGAGCUCAGUAAUAUAUUAAAAAUGCCGAGUGUUGCAUCAGCUGUUCUUACUCCUCCCCCCAACUGUUGCAACCCUGAGGAGGUCCUACGUCAGAUGAACAUUGCUACCAUAAUGCAGUCCACUACUUCAUUAAUAUCUGGAAACAAUCUGCCAGCCACUGUCACGCUUUCACCUACAGCUGCUACUUGAUCACUUUUGGACAGGGU
This is a messenger RNA of Amphimedon queenslandica, 2547 nucleotides long. Its product is annotated as AP-5 complex subunit zeta-1-like. The coding region runs from base 5 to 2530 and encodes 841 amino acids. Lineage: Eukaryota; Metazoa; Porifera; Demospongiae; Haplosclerida; Niphatidae. The record is from RefSeq and is a predicted model, not a curated record. The transcript is spliced from 22 exons. Gene Ontology annotation, cellular component: AP-5 adaptor complex.